AUGAACGGCAUUGACGAGCAGCCAGAACUAGAGGAAAAAUUGGUCUGUAAAAACUGUUCUAUUGAGAACACUCGAGAUAAUAUUCGUACAAGGGGAUAUCUUCCAAUAGAGAAUUAUGGCUUAAUUGGAAAUUUACGAACAGUCGCCCUUUGCGGAACUGAUGGCUCAAUUGAUUUUUUCUGUUAUCCAAAAUUUGAUAGUCCUUCGUUAUUUUUGCGUUUAUUGGAUAGUGAAAAAGGAGGUCAUUUCUCAAUUACACCAAAAUCACACACCAGCAACAAACAACAAUAUCUACCAAGCUCCAAUAUACUAUCCACGAGAUUUCUAUCUGACGAAGGAGUCAGUCAAAUAAUAGACUACAUGCAUAUUCCAGAGAAGGGUCAACGACUCCAACUAAAACCACUUCAACCAUGGCUCAUAAGAACCUUGGAAGUUGUUCGCGGUCAAGUUGACUUUCAACUGGAGUUAUUCCCGGCGUUUAACUACGCCUUGGACUCUCACACGACCGAAAUUGUUGACUACGCGGUAGAUUCUUCACUUGUUCAGGAUCUUCUCGAAGAGGAAGUCCCGUCGUUGUCCGUUGUUGGUGAAAAACGUGUUUGCUUCAACUCGAAAGAUUUGAAAAUUGAUCUGAGGUUCAUCUGUAAACAAGGUGAUAUCGGUGAAAAUGAGUUGCCAAAACUUGAUUUAAAGAUUGUUAGUAGGGAUCAUUUUAAGGGACCUGGCGUUGUUACGGAAUUCACGUUAAAAGAAAAUCAACAAAUCAUUUUUAUUCUUCGCGAAAUUCCUGAUACGAUGAAUUCAAAAGCUUAUCACAAAAAUUUGCCGUUGAGGCUUAUCGAUCCGCCGUUAACGAUGCCAUUAAUGAAAGCACUAUUUCGUCAGACGUCAAAUUUCUGGCAGAACUGGAUUAGUCAUUCUUCUUAUAAAGGUCGUUGGCGAGAGAAUGUUAAUCGCAGUGCGUUGACUUUAAAGUUAUUGACUUAUGAACCGACAGGGGCCGUUGUUGCAUCUCCUACAUUUGGUCUACCUGAAGAAAUCGGCGGUCCUCGGAAUUGGGAUUAUCGAUAUACUUGGGUACGAGAUAGUGCAUUUACGGUAUAUGCAUUAAUGCGUCUUGGAAUGACCGAGGAAGCUAAACAUUACAUGCAAUUCAUGGAAAAAAGAUGUUUAGAUUUGAAUGAAGACGGAUCGUUAAACAUAAUGUAUAGCAUUGAUGGAGAAAAGAAAUUGACCGAACUGACUUUAGACCAUCUUGAUGGUUACCGUGGUUCGCGUCCUGUACGAAUCGGAAAUGGUGCCUAUGAUCAUAUCCAACUAGUAUCUUAUGAUUUAUGGGUAAGCGUAAGAAAAUUGACCGAUUACGUAUGCGAUAACUGGAGGAUGGAUGAUAUGAGUAUUUGGGAGGUUAGAGGAAAACGACAGAAUUUCACAUACUCAAAAAUAAUGUGUUGGGUUGCAGUAGAUAGAGCGCUCCGAUUGUCAGAAAAACGCGUCUUCCCAUGUCAAAAAGGACAACGAGAACGAUGGAUGAACACCCGCGACGAAAUCUAUGAAGAAAUAAUGCAGAAAGCUUGGAACCCCGAACGGAAAAUGUUCACGCAAUCAUAUGAAGCUUUUGAUGCGUUGGAUUCGGCGGUGUUGAUUAUGCCGUUGGUGUUUUUUAUUAGUCCGACUGAUCCGAGAUUUUUGAGCACUAUUCAAAAAAUAUUGUUGCCGCCUGAGAAGGGUGGUCUGUUAGUCAAUAACCUCGUAUUUCGUUAUAAUUAUCUUACCACGGAUGACGGCUUGGGCGGUUUAGAAGGUUCAUUCUCCAUGUGCACUUUCUGGCUAGUCGAAGCAUUAACACGCGCCGGCAGAUACGACUCAGUUUUACUCGAGCGUGCCGUAUUCAUCUUUGAACAGAUGAUUGGAUACACAAGUCAUUUGGGACUUUUCUCCGAAGAGAUUUCGCGGUCGGGCGAGUUGUUGGGAAAUUUCCCGCAGGCGUUCACGCAUAUUUCGUUUAUUAGUGCUGCGUUUAAUUUGGACCGUGUGUUGAAUGAGUGA
This is a messenger RNA of Ambispora leptoticha, 2049 nucleotides long. NCBI's taxonomy places the organism in Eukaryota, Fungi, Glomeromycota, Glomeromycetes, Archaeosporales, Ambisporaceae. The record is from the annotation of a GenBank genome assembly.